Molecule: messenger RNA, 6462 nt
Organism: Bufo bufo (common toad)
Lineage: Eukaryota; Metazoa; Chordata; Amphibia; Anura; Bufonidae
Gene: DOCK5
Product: dedicator of cytokinesis 5
Exons: 52
Coding region: 1-5559 (1852 amino acids)
Biological process (GO): small GTPase-mediated signal transduction; cell migration
Cellular component (GO): cytoplasm; plasma membrane
Molecular function (GO): guanyl-nucleotide exchange factor activity; small GTPase binding
Source: RefSeq, a predicted model, not a curated record
AUGGCCCGUUGGAUACCCACUAAGAGGGAGAAGUUUGGAGUGGCCAUCUACAACUUCCAGACAUCACAUGAAGAAGAGCUGAGCCUUCAGGUGGGAGACACAGUCCAGAUCUUUGAGACCUAUGAAGGUUGGUACAGAGGAUUCACAUGGAGGAACAAAUCAAAGAAGGGCAUAUUCCCAGCUACUUAUAUUCACAUAAAAGAAGUGACUGAUGACAAAGGGCACCAUGAGCCGGCGGUGCUCAGCGAGCUUCCCCUGGCACAGGAGCUCACCGUCACAUUACGGGAAUGGGUGGUCCUCUGGCACUCUCUGUUUGUGCAAAAUCAGCGGUCGUCGUUCAUCCAGAUACAAGACAUGAUGACACAACUAAUGGACUGGCGCUCACAGAUUAUGUCUGGUACCCUCCCGAAAGAUGACUUGGCCGAACUGAGGAAGAAAGUGACGGCGAAGAUUGACUAUGGAAAUCGGCUCCUUGGUCUGGAUCUUGUGGUCAGAGAUGAAAAUGGAAAUAUCCUCGAUCCCGAUGAGACCAGUGUGAUUACCCUCUUCCGUUCCCAUGAGACUGCUUCUAGGAGGAUUGAUGAGAGGAUACAGGAAGAGAAGUCCCAGCUGCAAACUCUGGAUUGCCGAAGUCCUGCUAUGCUCCAUCUAGCUCACACGUACAGCCUGUAUGUCAACCUCAAGAACUUUGUAUGUAACAUGGGGGAGGAUGCAGAACUGCUGAUGUGUCUUUAUGACCCAGAUAGUUCCCACUUAAUUAGUGAGAAUUACCUGGUACGCUGGAGUAGUUCUGGUAUGCCAAAAGAAAUCGAGAAAUUAAACAACCUGCAGGCAGUGUUCACAGACCUUAGCAGUCUGGAUUUAAUACGACCACGGAUCAGCCUCGUGUGUCAGAUUGUACGAGUAGGACACAUGGAAAUGAAGGAUGGCAAGAAACAUACAUUUGGCUUGAGAAGGCCCUUUGGUGUUGCAGUAAUGGAUAUCUCUGAUGUGGUCCACGGAAAAGUAGAUGACGAGGAGAAGCAACAUUUUAUCCCCUUUCAUCCAAUGGCUAAGGAGAAUUACAUCAGCCAGCGGCAGCUCAUCAUGUCUCCUCUGAGCAAUUCCCGGGUAUUGGCAGAGAAUGAACCCCUGACCACCAUCUACAACAAGGUGAUCGCAGCCAAGGAAAUCAACCACAAGGGGCAGGGUCUCUGGAUUUCCCUUAAGCUUCUUCCUGGAGACUUGAAUCAAGUGCAGAAGGAAUAUUCUCAUCUGGUGGACAGAUCUACUGCUGUUGCUCGGAAGAUGGGUUUCCCAGAAAUCAUCCUGCCUGGAGAUGUACGAAAUGACAUUUAUAUCACUCUGAUCCAGGGGGAGUUUGAUAAGGGCAAAAAGAAAACUCCAAAAAAUGUGGAAGUUACAAUGUCUAUCCAUGACCUGGAGGGUAAUUUACUGGAGAAGGCAAUAAUUCCUGGAGCUGGACAGGAAGGACUUCCAGAGUACAAAUCUGUGGUGUAUUAUCAAGUCAAGCAGCCAAGCUGGUAUGAGACGGUCAAGGUCUCCAUCCCCAUUGAAGAGGUCAGUCACUGCCAUCUCCGCUUCAAUUUCCGGCACCGCUCCUCUCAGGAAUCUCGGGACAAGUCAGAGAAGGUGUUUGGAAUGGCUUUCGUCAGGCUGAUGAACCACAAUGGGACAACACUACAGGAUGGAUUUCAUGACCUGAUAAUUUAUAAGGGUGAUAGCAAGAAGUCGGAUGAUGCCAAGAUGUAUUUGUUGCUCCCUGCUACUAAGGAAGAGGAAGAAGAAGUCCGUUCUCCCAGAGGACAUGCACCUAGUCUAACACCUACUAAGGACAGCUUCCAAAUCAGCACCUUGAUCUGCUCCACCAAGCUGACACAGAAUGUCGAUUUACUUGGUCUCCUCAACUGGCGCUCUAACCCUAGACCUAUAUCCCAAGCACUCCGCAAGCUCAUGGAAGUAGAUGGAAGUGAAAUCAUGAAGUUCCUGCAGGACACACUGGACGCUCUAUUCAACAUAAUGAUGGAGGGACAAGACAAGGAGAGCUGUGACGUGCUGGUGUUUGAUGCUCUGGUUUUUAUUAUUUCUCUGAUCGCAGAUAUUAAGUUUCAGCACUUUAACCCGGUCCUGGAGACCUAUAUCACCAAGCACUUCAGUACGACUCUGGCCUAUGAGAAGCUGAUCAAGGUGCUGACCUGGUACGUGAGGAGCGCUGACGACCCAAGUUGCAGGGAGAUGCUCUUCUCAUCCCUAAAAGCCAUCAAGUACUUGUUUUGGUUUAUUGUCCAGUCCAGAGACCUGUACCUAAGGUUUUACGGUCAGGAAGAAGGAAGAGACCAGUUCAGUGACUCCAUACGACAGCUGUUCCUGGCCUUUAAUGAACUGAUGGACCGGCCAUUGCAGGAAGCCGUGAAGAUUAAGGCGGCCGCAUUGAAGUAUCUUCCAGGAAUUAUAAAUCAUUUAAAAAAUGUCUUUAAUCCAGUAGAGCUGAGUGACCUCUUUGCCAAGUUCAUGCAGAGUGUUCCUCCAGACCAGCUUGUCCAUCAGACCCUGACCUGUAUGUGCAAAGUGGUGGAGAGUGACCUCUUUCUGCAACCAGAAUGCAGAGAUGCCCUUCUACCUCAUUUUAUUGACCAGCUGAGUGGACAGUUGGACGACAAUUGUAAUAAACCAGAUUAUGAAGCCAGCGGACAGCUCCUCAGUAAUAUUUUGGAGGUUCUCCAGAACAAAGAAGCAUGUGACUCUACUCAGCAUAUCCAGCUCAUCAUGGAGCGUCUGCUACGGAGAAUAAAUCGGACAGUUAUUGGGAUGAGUCGGCAGUCACAACAUAUAGGUCGUUUUGUGGCUUGUAUGACCGCCGUUCUCAGACAGAUGGAGGAUUAUCACUAUGAUCACUAUGUGGGCACUUUCAAGACUCGUCAAGACAUCAUUGAUUUCCUGAUGGAAACAUUUAUUAUGUUCAAAGACCUAAUUGGAAAACGAGUGUUCCCAAGGGAUUGGAUGCUGAUGACCAUGACACAGAACAAGGUGUUCCUUCGGGCCAUGAACAGGUUUUCUGUCGUUCUAAACAAGUUCUUCCUGGAUCAGACCAACUUCGAACUGCAGCUCUGGAAUAACUUCUUCCACUUGGCCGUGUCGCUGUUAACCCACGAGUCUCUGCAGCUCCACAAGUUCUCCCAGGAGAAGCGACACAAGAUUCUGUGCAAAUAUGGGGACAUGAGGAAGGAGAUUGGUCUGAAGAUCAGGGACAUGUGGUAUAAUCUAGGACCUCACAAGAUUAAGUUCAUUCCUUCCAUGGUGGGACCAAUCCUUGAGGUGACCCUCACCCCAGAACCAGAUCUACGUAAGGCAACAAUCCCCAUCUUCUUUGACAUGAUGCAGCACGAACACAACUUCAGUGGCAGCGGUCAUUUCCAUAUGUUUGAGAAUGAGCUGAUCACACGUCUGGAUCAGGAGGUAGAAGGAGGACGAGGAGACAGAUCGUACAAAGAUCUUCUGGAGAAACUCUUGUUGGAGCACUGCAGGAAACACAAGUAUCUCUCCAGUUCUGGGGAGGUCUUCACGGUCCUGGUCAGCAGCCUGCUGGAGAAUCUCCUCGAUUACCGAACAAUUGCCAAUGAUGAGAGUGAGGAGAACCGCAUGAGCUGUACAGUAAACCUGCUGAACUUUUAUAAAGAGAAGAAGAGGGAGGAUAUUUAUAUCCGGUACGUGUACAAACUGAGAGAUCUGCACCUCAGCAAGGAGAAUUACACAGAGGCGGCAUACACCCUGCUACUCCAUGCCGAGCUGCUACAGUGGUCAGAUAAGCCAUGUGCACCUCACUUGCUGCAGCGAGACAGUUACACGGUGUACACACAGCAGGAGCUGAAGGAAAGGCUGUACCUGGAGAUUAUAUCCUUCUUCGAUAAAGGCAAGGUGUGGGAGCAGGCGAUCAUACGCAGCAAGGAGCUUAUAGAGAUGUACGAAAACCAGAUCUUCCACUAUGAGCCCCUCAGCGUCCUGCUGAACAAGCAGGCUGGUUUCUACCAGAACAUCAUGCGCUCCUUGCGGUUACAGCCGGAGUACUUUGCUGUGGGAUACUAUGGCCAUGGGUUCCCUUCUUUCCUGCGGAACAAGAUUUUCAUACACAGGGGAAAGGAGUACGAACGACUUGAAGAUUUUAACCUUUGGCUUUUGACACAAUUUCCUAACGCAGAGAAGCUCUCCAGCAGCUCCCCGCCGGGGGAUGACAUCAGAAACUCGCCCAAGCAAUAUGUGAGGUGCUUCAGUGUGAAGCCAUUACUGAACCUUCCUCCACGAUAUAAGGACAAGCUGGUGCCUGAACAGAUUCUUAGUUAUUAUCGCUUCAACGAGGUGCACAGUUUUUCCUACUCUAGGCCAUUCCGAAGAGGAGAGAAAGAUCCUGACAAUGAAUUUGCUACCAUGUGGAUCGAGAGGACGACGUUCACGACGGCCUACAAGCUGCCCGGCAUCCUGAAGUGGUUUGAAGUAAAGCACCUACAGACGGAAGAGAUCAGUCCGUUACAGAAUGCUAUUGAGACCAUGGAGCUGACCAACGAGAAGAUAAGUCACCAGGUCCAGCAGCACCGGGCAGACCCCAGCCUGGCCCUGCACCCGCUCUCUAUGCUGCUGAAUGGUAUUGUGGACCCUGCCGUCAUGGGAGGAUUCUCUAACUAUGAGAAGGCUUUCUUUACUGAGCGCUACCUUCAAGAACAUCUUGGAGACCAGGACAAGAUUGAGCUCCUCAAACAGUUGAUUGCUCUGCAGAUGCCUCUUCUGGCUCAAGGAAUCCGCAUUCAUGGAGAGAAGCUGACCGAGAACCUACGGCCACUUCAUGAAAGACUUGUCUCCUGUUUCCAGGAUCUGAGAGGGAAAGUGGAAAAACUGUAUGGGACAAUCACUCUGCCUGUCAGUUUGACAGAUAGGAAGCUAAGUCGUUCCGGAUCUGUGGUUGUCCCGUAUAUCACAUCUGCCACUCUAAGAAGGUUGUCCACUGUGUCGUCUUCUUCUUCUUCGGGAAGUGGUAGCUCCAGACCGGCCUCGGAAGGGUCACUCCCGGAACCUGUACCUCCUCGUCGAGGAUCCCUCAUCUCCCGCCAUGAUGAACAUAAUGACCGAGAGGAAGGUGACAUCAGAAUGAUGAAACUGAAGCAGAACAUCAGCCAAUCUCAAACCAUCACAGAGCGUCCUGGGGAACAGGAGAUGUAUUCCCAGAGCCUGCCCACCAAGACGCGACCGAAGAGCCUUCAGCUUUCAGAUGGCCGUCUCACCCUCCACACCAGCUCAACAAAUCAAGGAAUAACAACUCUUGCUCCUUCUCCGAUCACUCCUAAAACGCCAAGAACCCAUAGUUUCCCUUCACUUUCUACACAUGGUCAUGAAACAUUACAAAUGAUUGGGUCACCUCCUCCACCACCUCCCAAAAGCAGAUCCAAUGAGGGAAGCCAACGACUUUCCACAGAGAUACCUCCACCAUUGCCAAAAAGAGAAGAUGCCAAGCCACCAACACCACCUCCAAAGGUUAGGAAGUCAAGUGUGAUCCAUGAACCUGUAUUGUGAUGGGUCAUCAACCCAGAAGACCAUCCUACAUCUUUGAAGACUUUUAUGUAUCUUCCAAAAUUCAGACCAUUCAUUAACACUCUGAUGCUCCACCUGGUCAGGAUAUCUUGGCAGACACUCCGUGGAUCUUGAACGAACAGUAUGGGGCAUAGUCUUAUGGAGCAAUAGCUGGUCUAUUGAGUGUACACUCAAGUAACUAAGCUAAAUGAAGAUUUUAUUCUAUACAGAGAAGACUGAUCAUACAUGUGGAGGGAAGUCUUCUCCAUAUGGAGGCUCUUCCUUGGUGAGAAUCGUCAGGAAGACGUCUGUGUUAAUAAUGUAAUCACACUUUGUACAUAUGGGACUCAAUAUUAUUGUAAGAACAAAGCCUCAAACCAAUUUUAUCUCAUUCUUGUGUUUCCUUUAUGUUUUCGGACCUCCCUCUGGGGGAAUUUUACUGCAGAAGAACAUAAACCUCACGUCUAUAAUUCUGUAAGAUAUAGAAAUAUCAGAUUUAUUUAUUCUCUAGAACAUCAGGGAAUCUGCCAUGAAAUCCACCUAACUCCUCUAGAUCACCUGGGGUUCUGCCAUAAACCCUCCACUUCUCUAGGCCACCAGAGAAACUGUCAUAAACCCCUGAGUUUCUCUAGACCACCAUGGAAGCUAGUCAGUAACCUCCUUAAUUCUCUAGGCCAUCAGGAAAUUUGUCAAUAACCCCCUCCAUUUCUCUAGACCACCAGGGAAGCUGUCAUUAACACCUCCACUCUUCUUGACUACCAAGGAUAAGAGCAUACGUGCUAUAUCAUAAACCAACAAAAAAAGAAGCUGUUAGCCCCCGUCUAGUUUCCUAGACCACUGGAGAAAUGCAUCCCCAAUUCAAUAUAAAUUGGGGUGCUGUAUAAAAUGUGAAUAAAUGUUAAUAAA